Molecule: messenger RNA, 363 nt
Organism: Vanderwaltozyma polyspora DSM 70294
Lineage: Eukaryota; Fungi; Ascomycota; Saccharomycetes; Saccharomycetales; Saccharomycetaceae
Product: 60S ribosomal protein eL22
Exons: 2
Coding region: 1-363 (120 amino acids)
Biological process (GO): cytoplasmic translation
Cellular component (GO): ribosome
Molecular function (GO): RNA binding; structural constituent of ribosome
Source: RefSeq, a predicted model, not a curated record
AUGGCUCCAAACACUUCCAGAAAGCAAAAGAUCACCAAGACCUUCACUGUUGACGUCGCUUCUCCAACUGAAAACGGUGUUUUCGACCCAGCUGCUUACGCCAAGUACUUGAUCGACCACAUCAAGGUUGAAGGUGUUGUCGGUAACUUGGGUAACGCCAUCACUGUUGAAGAAGAUGGUUCCGUUGUCACCAUUGUUUCUACUGCCAAGUUCUCCGGUAAGUACUUGAAGUACUUAACCAAGAAGUACUUGAAGAAGAACCAAUUGAGAGACUGGAUCAGAUUCGUCUCCACCAAGACCAACCAAUACAAGUUGUCCUUCUACCAAGUCACUCCAGAAGACGAAGAAGAAGACGAAGAAUAA